Messenger RNA from Liolophura sinensis, 3353 nucleotides. Its product is annotated as serine/threonine-protein kinase BRSK2-like. Lineage: Eukaryota; Metazoa; Mollusca; Polyplacophora; Chitonida; Chitonidae. The record is from RefSeq and is a predicted model, not a curated record. Gene Ontology annotation, biological process: protein phosphorylation; intracellular signal transduction. Gene Ontology annotation, cellular component: cytoplasm. Gene Ontology annotation, molecular function: protein serine/threonine kinase activity; ATP binding.
ACAUUGGAUUUUAACAGUGAUGGGUUGGUGUACAGUGUUUAUUUCAGGGAAAUGGAUCAGAGUGAAAAUCCAGACGUCCUGAUUUUAUAACCUGCUGGUCGCAGAACGAUGCAGAAGGCACGAUCAAGGCAGCUUUCCAGGGCGACUUUUAGCGUGUUUUCUUGGAAGCUAUUCCAUGGCGGCUUGUACCAUUGAUCGAUUCCUCUGACUACAUGCAUCUAACAGCCAGCGCUAGUCCGCAUCCAAGAGGAAAUUUUGGAUUUGGCGGAAGGUGGGGUACGGCGAAUAGCCCGCUCAUUUUGUGAUCAUGUCACAGAGGGACGAACAAUACGUAGGGCCGUUUCGGUUAGAGAAAACAUUGGGAAAAGGACAAACUGGUCUUGUGAAACUAGGGAUACACUGUGCCAAAGGGAACAAAGUGGCCAUAAAGAUUGUCAACAGGGAGAAGCUGAGUGAGUCUGUUCUCAUGAAGGUCGAGAGAGAAAUAGCCAUAAUGAAGCUGAUUGAACAUCCUCAUGUACUUGGGCUCUAUGAUGUCUAUGAAAAUAAAAAAUAUUUGUAUUUAGUAUUAGAACAUGUGUCAGGAGGAGAGCUCUUUGACUACCUGGUAAAGAAAGGCCGACUGACGCCUAAAGAAGCCAGGCGUUUUUUCAGACAGAUCAUCUCAGCUCUGGACUUCUGUCACAGCCACAAUAUAUGUCACAGGGACCUUAAACCAGAGAACCUAUUGUUAGAUGAGAAGAAUAAUAUCCGAGUGGCCGACUUUGGAAUGGCCUCUUUACAGGUGGAGGGCUCUAUGCUGGAAACCAGCUGCGGGUCUCCCCAUUAUGCCUGCCCAGAGGUCAUUCGGGGCGAAAAAUAUGAUGGUAGAAAGGCUGAUGUAUGGAGCUGUGGUGUUAUUCUGUAUGCAUUAUUAGUGGGGGCGCUUCCAUUUGAUGAUGAUAACCUGAGGCAGCUUUUGGAGAAGGUGAAGAAAGGCGUAUUUCACAUUCCUCAUUUUGUGCCGCCGGAUUGUCAGGAUUUACUGAGGGGAAUGAUUGAGGUAGAUCCCGAGAAAAGAUUAACAUUAGAGGAAAUUCACCGGCACCCCUGGGUUAUUGCGGAUGUACUGGUGGAUGUUGAGUUAGAAUUGCCCGUGGCAGAAGUAGUUCAGACGUCAAUCAUACCAACAGUAGAGGACUUGGAUCCGGAUGUUUUGUCCACAAUGAAUUCUUUACAAUGCUUCAAAGACAAAGAUAAGCUGGUACAAGAACUUUUAAAUACAAAGCAUAAUACAGAAAAAGUGGUAUAUUUCCUAUUACUGGACAGAAAGUUACGAAAUCCAAGUAUAGAAGAUGAUGUAGAAAUCAAAUCAAAAACAGAAUCUGCUGAUCCUCCUAGGAAGAGAGUGGAUGCUGUACAGCUGAAUGGCCAACCCAGAUUAUCAUUGGGCAGUAUCAGUGAGGGUUCACCUGUUGCAUCAAGACGAGCGCUCGCUAUACAGCAAGUAAGGAAAGCAAGUCUGACCACAGGAAGCCCUAUCUCCUCACCAUUAACAAGUCCAAAGUUAUCCCCAAGGGGCAGCACCCCAUCUAAGAGCCCCUCACCAACGCCCCCCAGCUCCCCAGGCAUACAGGCACCUCCAUGGAAGACGAGGCUCCACACGAUCAAAAACAGCAUUAUGGGCUCGCCGCGUUUCCACAGGCGCAAGAUGCAAGUGCCCAGUGGGGAGGAGGUGACCUUCACACCCGAGUCUUCGCCAGAGUUGACAAAGAAGUCCUGGUUUGGAGCUUUAAUGGGAGAUCGGGAUGAGCAUCAUUUUGUGAUGGUCCGAGACAAGCCUUUGAGUCAGGUCAAGGCUGACCUUGUUCAUGCAUUCCUAUGUACAUCAGAUUUAAGCCACAGUGUUGUAUCAACAACGUCGUUCCGGGCGGAGUACCGGCGGUCAGGGGGAUCCUCCUUGUUUUCUCGUAAUGUCCGUUUUCAGGUGGACAUUGCGUUGGCCCCCGGGGACCAAGGCAGGGAGAUGUACUGUCUCAAUUUCACUCUCAUAUCAGGCCCAGCUCGCCGCUUUAAGAGAGUUUGUGAACAUAUCCAAUCUCUGACGCUGUCAUCAAGGGGAGAGAACCAGCGAAAGAUCAGCUCAGAGAGUUCAGCGUCAUCCUAUUCCACAUCGUCAUACUCCUCUGCCUGUGAAUACCCCUCGCCCACACACUGCCUCACAGCCAAGGAGAACUCCGAGGGGGAUGAUGUUUUUGAUCGUAAAACACUAACACCAACCCGCAGUCGGGACACAUCUCGCUCUUCCAUGAACGGACGAAGGAUAGCAUCUGAACAAAAUGCCAGGCGGGACAAAGUUUGAUACAAGAUAGCCUGUUCUGCUGUCUGUCUAAUCGUCUCUACACCUCUUUAGGGUCCAUGAGUGUGGAGGCUUUCCAGUAUGUGAGGAAGGAAACUCUGCUUUCCAGUGAUAGAGUCAUGUUAUGAUUGUGGACAUAAAGGACAUGUACAAAAUGAAUGCAGUAUAUAUAUGAUGGAAGCAGGACUCUACAUGCAGUCCACAGACAAUACACAUUCUGUAACUUGCCAGAAGCUCUAGUUUUUCACAGUGUAGUGUUGUGCACUUGGUGUUGCCAGUCAUCAUCUGGGACGCCAGUCGUCAUCUAGGGUGCCAGUCCCUGUUGUUUAUGAAACUCUGGGUGUGGCAGCAAAAUGUGUGAAAAUGUACAGCCUGGGAAUCACAAGUAUCUGGAUCACGGAGCUUUGUUGGGAGGGACAAUACAACUGGCAUUCACUGUGGCGAGAUUUGAGGUGUAGUGUGCUGUCCUGUAUGAUACUGUUCAACUUAAAGGCUGAGGAAACAAGAUUGUAGGGUAGACGAGAUGAGGAACAAAUCUAGCCUUCAACUGAUCUAAUUAACUUAUUACGAUGAAGUGUUAAUAUCAAGGGCAUGUUCAUGUCAUUAUUUCAUACAGAAGUCUGCAUAGUUCUGGGUUCUUUAAGUCUGACAUAUUACACUCAUGAGAAGAAUCUCCAGUACAAUUUGCUUAUAGAAUAGCUUACAUGUACUAUCGACAUAAUAAUGACAAUCUAGGCCUGUUAGCUGAUUCUGUGUUAACAAAACAGGCUGGUAUCAGGUAUCAGUGUCGCAGUCUUAGUGCUGUAUUUUAAAAAUUUGUUAAAGCCUUAAUGAAUUCAUUUUAUGAUUGUAAACUUAAGUUUCAUUAAAGUGAGGUACAUUGUAGACAAUGAGAAUCCUGUAUCUAUCAGUUUUUGAUAUCAUUUUUAUGGAUUUAAUCUGAACCUUUUCUCUCACACCUUUUUGUCUGAGGAGAGUCUUUUACACAGAUCUGCACUCAGUGCUCACUGCAGAU